GACGAGCUACACGGUGCACAAUGGUAACCUGAUAAAAUAAAUAAAUAAAUAAAAUACAAUAUAAUAAAAAUGAAAAUACCCAAACGAAAGCUAUUCCUUCUGAUCAUUUUCGCGUAUGUGGCAUUUUCACUCUACGCUGCGUACAACGUGUUCUUCAGCAGCAAAGUCAUCUCCCGUGUGCACAGGGUGGUCAAGAAAGAGUCAGGUGGCGUGAGAGAUGGCGGAGCCGCUGCCCCGUUUGUGGAGGAUGAGGAGUGGAACCCGUGGGAGGACGAGCAGGUGGAGUACAACUCUGCCCUGCACAAGAAGAGAGAGGCCUUCAAGCAGCACCUGGACCGCAUAGACAAGAACAAACCCAGGAGAUACAAGGUGCAGAUCUGGGGGAAGGCUGCCAUAGGGCUUUACCUUUGGGAACAUAUUCUGGAGGGGCCUCUCAACCCCACCGACAAGGUAGCACAAUGGAGAGAGGGCGAGCUGCAGUCAGGGAAGAUUGAUUUCAGUUUCUACACGGGUCCUGCUGUGGUCCAGGGCCACGUCCCCCUCGACAUGAACAGCCUGGUCCUGGUCCUGAACGGCCGCGAGCAGCAGAAGAUCUCGUACUCCACGCGCUGGCUGGAGCACGUCCACGCUCUGGUGCAGUCCCACACCGUGGCUCACGUGGGCGUGGUAAUGCUGGGUAACGAGCACUGCAACAACGACUGGAUCAGCCCCUACCUGAAGAGGAACGGCGGCUUCGUGGAUCUGCUGUUUCUGGUGUACGACAGCCCCUGGGUCAACGACAAGGAUGUCUUCCAGUGGCCGCUUGGCGUUGCCACUUACAGACAGUUCCCCAUGAUCAGGGCCAACGCUCAGCUGAUCACUUCCAGCAGACCAUACCUCUGCAAUUUCCUAGGAACUGUUUACAAAAACUCCUCCAGAGAAACACUCAUGCAGGUUCUGAAACAGGCUAGCCUGGAGAAAGAGUGUAUCACUAAUGCCAGGGAGAAGUGGCUGCCUCAGGAGACGGCAGACAGUCUGAGACGCUAUCAGACAGCUCUGGCUCAGAGCGAGCUCACUCUCUGCCCGGUGGGGGUCAACGCGGAGUGCUACCGCAUCUAUGAGGCCUGCGCUUACGGCUCUGUCCCCGUGGUGGAGGACGUGCAGACGCCCGGGACCUGCACGACCGGACCCAGCUCCCCGCUGCGUCUGCUCAAGGCCGCGGGCGCGCCCUUCAUCUUCCUCAGUGACUGGAAGGAGCUGCCUGCCAUCCUGGAGAAGGAGAGAGGGAUGAGCCAGGAGCAGAGGGUGGACAGGAGGAGGAGGCUGCUGGAGUGGUACACCAGCUUCCGGCAGCAGAUGAAGGAGCGGUUCACUGAGGUCAUCGAGGAGACAUUCUUUAAAAACGGAUGACUGCGGUGGUUCAUUAGCACACCCUAAAAAAAAAAAAAAAAAAAAAAGAAGCCAAAUAGGGUAAUCAUUUCAUUUAUCGUGCGGUGCGUGGAGAAACGCGGUGGUAUUGUGAUCCUGUUCAUGUUUAAUGUCAUAUUCUUGUGCAGGUUAUUUAAAAAUAUUUAUGGUACGUAGGAGAGUUCAAAAGCUGUCACUACUGAUCAGUAACAUUUUUUGUAAAGUGCUUCAUGAACUCUGAAUUUUUUAUUUGCCCAUCUAAAUAUGUUUACAAUUACAGAAUGUUCAGGCAAUCGGAGACGCCGCCUGCCUUGACAUUUUAAAGUCCUUAUAUUAUUUUAAAUAUGCAUUUUGUACCUCUGUUUCUACAUAGUUACUAUAUUAAAUGCACUGGUCUUUAAGAAAGGAUACCCCAAGGAAACACUAUGAUGGUACUGUUGGAUUUUGGGGAGAUAAUUAUGUGUUAGUGUAGGCACCAAUCGAAAAUAGUGUAUAUUUGGCAUUGUGUAACGGACUGGAAAGGGAAGUUGCUGUAGCAUGUGUUGCUGUGCUGAACAGGAAAAAAAAAAUAGAAAUGUCUGCUUGGUAUCAGUUUUUCAAUGUCGUGGUGCAUGGAUUUCCAAAAUGUGCAAUAAAAUGGAGAAAUGUUCUUAAUAGUGACGAAUGGACGUGGUCGUCGUGUCCCUCUAUCCGCCUGCAGAUGGCGCUGUGGCCAUUCUCAGCUGCAAAAGCUUCAACGUUUGAGUUUCACCCAAAUCGUCAUGCAUGAGUAAAUAUUUUGUAGCAAAUAACACACUGUGUCGCCUUUUGUAAUGUUUGUUUUCAAGAUCAUCAAAUUUUGAGUUAAGGUGGAUUUUGUUCAUUUUGGAAAGUGAAAUUCCUCAUUUUUUCUUGAACGUAAAAACAUGUAAAACGGUGCAGUGAGAUUAAAGCUGACCUUGAUGUGAUCAUGUUUGCUCCAACAAGAGGCAUGCGUGUAAUACCUUUAAUAAAAGCUGCUGGAUCUUGAUUAAUUAAAUGAUCUAUUCUGUAU
This is a messenger RNA of Myripristis murdjan (pinecone soldierfish), 2419 nucleotides long. RefSeq names its product ribitol xylosyltransferase 1 (gene rxylt1). The coding region runs from base 70 to 1389 and encodes 439 amino acids. The transcript is spliced from 6 exons. The record is from RefSeq and is a predicted model, not a curated record. Gene Ontology annotation, cellular component: Golgi apparatus. Gene Ontology annotation, molecular function: ribitol beta-1,4-xylosyltransferase activity. Gene Ontology annotation, biological process: protein O-linked glycosylation via mannose. Lineage: Eukaryota; Metazoa; Chordata; Actinopteri; Holocentriformes; Holocentridae.